Paramormyrops kingsleyae is the source of this 1266-nucleotide messenger RNA. The record is from RefSeq and is a predicted model, not a curated record. NCBI's taxonomy places the organism in Eukaryota, Metazoa, Chordata, Actinopteri, Osteoglossiformes, Mormyridae.
UUCGCGCACAGCAGGAUUCUUUCCGUUCACUUUCCCAUCCUAAAUGAAGAAGGAAGGAGCAGUUUAAUAAUGGCGGACACGUGUGGACAGGUGGUGCUAGGAACCGGGCUUACGGUUCUUUCCCACCCGCUUAUGUACAUUAAAGUACUAGUGCAGGUUGGGCAUGAACCUCUCCCCCCCACGACUGGAAGGAAUAUAUUUGGCAGGCAGGUGAACCAGCUCCCCGGGCUUUUUGCAUAUGCAAAGUACAUAAUGAAAGUGGAUGGGAAGGCGGGGCUCUUCAAAGGCCUCGUGCCCCGGCUCUGUGCUGGGACUGUCGGCACCGUAGUCCACAGCAGAGUCCUGCAGGUGAGCACUUUAAACAGUUCCAAUGGUGCGUUAUUUUCCACGUCUCUCUUCUUCCUGCAGAUGAACCACAUGGGUGAGAUCCGAAACUGCUCCCAGGCUGUCACUGGGUUCUUUGCUAGCAUGCUCACGUAUCCCUUCGUAUUGGUCUCCAACCUGAUGGCUGUGAAUAACUGUGGGCUGGCUGGUGGCCUCCCCCCCUACGCCUCUGUAUACCCCACCUGGCUGGGCUGCUGGAGACACUUGAGCCUGGAGGGGAACAUGAGCAGAGGAAAUAGUCUAUUUUUCCGAAAGUUGCCAGCAGGAAAGAUGUAUGCAGUGGAUCAGAAGAGAUUCUUUUAAAGGUGAAUCAGCAGCACAGUAAUUGUACCAAGAUGAAGUGGGACAAGUAUAUCAAUUCUUUGUAUGCAUUUGUUUACAUUGUUUAGUUGUUUUUUUUAACUACCACCAGUUCAAAUAAUGAUACGGAAUUUUAUGACAGUGGGAGCUGCUUUGAUUGAAUCAGUAAAGAGCUUUAUAUUAAUACUUAGGGAUUUGUUUAAAAAAGGAACUUUUUAAACUCAUGGCUUGCAAUGAAGGCAAUUCACUUUUUACAUAAGGUGAACAAUGUCUUCCCUUCGCUGUUGGGAUUUGGCGUGUUCCUGGUUAUCAGCAGCGUUCAUUGUACAGAAGUUCCCCACUGUGCCACUGUCAGGCUCCCCCGGCCCGGUCAGGAAGGGCGAUCUCUGGUCUGCCGCCAGUUCACGCGGACUUGCCUAUUUCAGUGUCCCUGCAAGCUCAGCAUGUACCUAUUGUUAUCCUGAGACCAGCCUGUGUCAGUAAGUGUGUUGUAAUGCUGAAUGUGUGAUUAUGCUACGGCUCCAGCAGAGGGUCCAAUUCCAGAGGAAUGUUGAAUAAAGCCAAUGACUGGUGAGAAAUGAG